Messenger RNA from Puccinia graminis f. sp. tritici CRL 75-36-700-3, 1228 nucleotides. Its product is annotated as CMGC/CLK protein kinase. Gene Ontology annotation, molecular function: ATP binding; protein kinase activity. Bases 71 to 1228 code for a protein of 385 amino acids. Lineage: Eukaryota; Fungi; Basidiomycota; Pucciniomycetes; Pucciniales; Pucciniaceae. Gene Ontology annotation, biological process: protein phosphorylation. The record is from RefSeq and is a predicted model, not a curated record. Gene Ontology annotation, cellular component: nucleus. The transcript is spliced from 10 exons.
CGCCCGUCCAUCCAAUAAUAACGGUAAGUUGGGAUGACCUUGACCGUACUCGCAGUUUCUGUUGACCCACAUGCUGACUAGAUUGCUCGUUUUCUCACGAGACGAAGCGCGCGAGGCAAAGCGUCACGAACCAGAACGACUUCCUAUUGACGACAAAGAGGGUCACUACAUCGUUCGUCAGGAUGACCUGUUGGGCGAUCAUCGCUACCAAGUCGUCAAGCUCCUCGGUCAAGGCACUUUUGGUAAGGUGGUUCAAGCUACAGACCUUCAUGCGCCGAUCGAUCGCUCUGGCCGUCGUAAAGAAGUAGCCGUCAAAGUUAUUCGCGCUGUACAAAAAUAUCGAGAUGCCAGCAAGAUCGAAAUCAAGGUCCUCAACCUUCUUCGCGAAAGAGAUCCCGACAAUGUCAACAAAUGUAUCCAUCUGCUCGAUGUGUUCGAUUACUGCAAUCACAUUUGUAUCGUGACAGAAUUACUGUCACUCUCUGUUUUUGACUUCCUCAAAGACAAUCAGUAUAGCCCCUUCCCGGCUAGCCACAUUCAAAGCUUUGCCAAGCAACUUUUAUCCAGUGUUGCCUUUCUGCACGAGCUUCGCCUGGUUCACACUGAUCUCAAACCAGAAAACAUCUUACUACUUGAUGCCUCGUCUCAUCUAAUCUCUACCAAGCGGGGAGCCAAUAAAUCAAAAAAGGUUCUACGGUGUUCCGAUAUUCGCCUCAUUGAUUUUGGUAGUGCCACCUUUGAGGAUGAGUAUCACGCAUCGGUCGUCUCCACUCGGCAUUACCGAGCACCUGAGAUUAUUUUGAACAUGCCCUGGUCAUUUCCCUGCGAUGUUUGGUCCAUCGGCUGUAUCCUAGUCGAGUUUUUCACUGGAGAAGCCCUGUUCCAAACUCAUGAAAAUUUGGAGCAUCUCGCCAUGAUGGAGGCUGUGUUCGGCCCCAUGCCCGAAUCGUUCGCAAGGAGAGCCGCGCGUAAUCGCGCAGAAUGGUUCACCAAAAACUAUCGCCUGGACUAUCCACAGUCUAGCACAACCCGCCAAAGUCGCAAGUUUGUACGAGCCAUGCGUCCACUAGAGGACAUCAUUCCUCAAACAUCGAUCCAAAAUGCGCGCUUCAGGGAUUUGCUCAGCAAACUGCUUGAGUGGGAGCCUCACAAGCGCAUAACGGUCAAGGAGGCCCUGAAACACAGCUAUUUCACCCUUAAAAUAGAUGAUGAAGGAACGAUAUACUAA